This is a messenger RNA of Melampsora larici-populina 98AG31, 579 nucleotides long. RefSeq lists its product as uncharacterized. The transcript is spliced from 2 exons. The coding region runs from base 1 to 579 and encodes 192 amino acids. Lineage: Eukaryota; Fungi; Basidiomycota; Pucciniomycetes; Pucciniales; Melampsoraceae. The record is from RefSeq and is a predicted model, not a curated record.
AUGGCGCAAGAGUCAAAUCCAGGAGGAUCGACGAUCAUCUUAAUCUUAAACCAAGCUGAUCAACUCACUCAAGAAUUCAAAAAAAUUUAUAAUGAAUCGAUCAAUUUCGUUCAAGGUUUAAAAUCAACUGAACAACAAUUCGAAAACCUAAACAAUUUAAACCAAAGACAAUCACAAUCAUCAAUACUUCCAUCACCAUCCAACAUCGUCGAAAGAACCUUCAACAAACUAAACCAAACCAAAGUUGAAUUCACCAUGAAGAUCAUCGAAUCAUUAAACCUCUUGGAAUCAAUCAUCGAUCGAUUAUCUCAACUGUUAUAUUCGAUUGAUAUAGAAAUGAUUCAAAUCGAAUCGUCUAACGGAUUCGAUCCUAAGAACGCAGUAGAUCAUUUGAACUUAACCUUUGAUGCUUAUCAAGCUGAAUUGGUUUCGAAACGUCAAGUGUUUUCGAGUUUUAAUUCUGAGGAGAUUUCUUUGGAUGAGUUUUUGUUUAGGUGGAUGAGAACGGAUGAAUUGAGUUUGCUUAAUAAAGAAACGAUGGAUGAUUUAAGUGAUUGUUUAAAGGGUUGGUCUACUUGA